Molecule: messenger RNA, 1678 nt
Organism: Menidia menidia (Atlantic silverside)
Lineage: Eukaryota; Metazoa; Chordata; Actinopteri; Atheriniformes; Atherinopsidae
Source: the annotation of a GenBank genome assembly
CUGUGUGACGCUUUCGCAGUAGCCACAGGACUCCGGGCUGAGGGCAGGAUGGCGCAGAACUUCUCAGAGUGUGAAAAGUUUCAGGUGGGCUUUCUGCCCGCCGUGUAUGGGGUUGAGUUUGUGGUGGCCCUGGCAGGAAACCUGUUCGCCCUGUGGCUGCUUCUGAUCAGGGAGAGGAGGAACUGGCACACCGGCGUCGUGCUCGCCUUCAACCUGGCCGUCAGCGACCUGAUCUACAUCCUCACCCUGCCUUUGCUGAUCGUCUACUACUCGCUGGGGAAGAACUGGAUGUUCGGUGAUGCCGCGUGCAAAAUCGAACGCUUUCUUUUCACCUGCAACCUGUACGUGAGCAUCUUCUUCAUCAUGGCGAUCAGCGUGAACCGAUGCGUGGGCCUCGUGUGGCCCUUUUUCGCACGAUCCCGCGUGGAGCCUUUCCACGUCAAGGCCAUCAGCUUUCUCAUAUGGCUGACUGUCGGAGUCAUCUCCUGCCCCGUGUUUAAAUUUGCCUCUGUUUGCAUCAAUAAGAACAACAAGACCCAGUUUGUGAAGCACAAAAAUGAGACACACGUCGGGCAUUUAUUUGGAAGUUCCGGAAGUCUGUCCCGCGUCGGCGCGGCUCGUGCUGGUCUCGAAGAAGCUAGGCUACCCGGGAGGAUGCCGUCGAUUGAAUACGACGACUCGAAGCCCAGUUGGGCUGACCAAGUCGAGGAAGAAGGAGAUGAAGGCACUCUACCACCUUCAAAGGAAACGAUUAAAGGCAACAUAAAAACAAUAACAGAGUAUAAAAUAGAUGAUGAUGGAAAGAAGUUCAAGAUUGUGCGGACCUUCAAAAUUGAGACCAGGAAAGCCUCCAAAGCUGUCGCGAGGAGAAAGAACUGGAAGAAAUUCGGCAAUUCUGAGUUUGAUGCCCCGGGUCCUAACGUCGCCACCACCACAGUCAGCGACGAUGUCUUCAUGACAUUCAUCUCCAGCAAAGAGGACCUGAACGCCCAAGACCAGGAUGAAGAUCCCAUGAACAAGUUGAAAGGACAGAAGAUUGUGUCUUGUCGUAUUUGCAAAGGCGACCAUUGGACCACCCGCUGUCCGUACAAGGACACCCUGGGCCCCAUGCAGAAGGAGCUGGCAGAGCAGCUUGGGCUUUCCACCGGAGACAAAGACAAGCCUGCUGGUUCUGCGGAACCAGAGCCUGUGCAGCCUGCGCAGAGCAAGACUGGGAAGUAUGUCCCUCCAAGCCUGAGGGAUGGUGGCACGCGGAGGGGAGAGUCCAUGCAGCCCAACCGCAGAGGUGAGGCUGAUGACAAUGCCACCAUUCGUGUGACCAACUUGUCUGAGGACACCCGUGAGACAGAUUUGCAGGAGCUCUUCAGACCGUUUGGCUCCAUCUCGAGGAUCUAUCUGGCCAAGGAUAAGAACACGGGACAGUCAAAGGGAUUUGCCUUCAUCAGCUUCCACCGUCGGGAGGACGCGGCCAGAGCCAUCGCAGGAGUAUCAGGAUUUGGUUAUGAUCAUCUUAUUCUCAACGUUGAAUGGGCCAAACCAUCAAACAACUGAGGAACUCAUCAAAAAAUUCCCCAAGAAGAUGCCAGACUUUACCGUAAUAAAAUGUGGCUGUUCAAUAAAAUAAAAAGAAUAAUUUCCUUGUUUCUCAGAUUUCUUCUGCAGGCAUUUUAUCCUAAUA